AAUGAUAAUAAUAAGUGAAUCGAAAAGUAUAAGAAGCGCUGUUGAAAUGCAAUGGAAUGAACUUCAUAGGAGAAAGCGAGAUUUAAAUUAUGGAAGAUUUGACGCUAGUCUUUUCUCACGAGCGCAAAUAAAAACUUCCGUACCCAGCUGGGCAAAGAGGAUUAUGGCUAAAGGUCCAUUAGACCGGGCUGAUGAUGAUUGUAAGAAAUUACACGCACUAUUAAGAGGAUUAAAAAGUUUCGAUAAGUUUACUGAGCCUAUCCAAUUGGCCAUGUGUAAAGCGUUCACAUACUUUAGUGUCGAUUGUGGGAGAACAAUUUUAAGAAGGGGUCACGUAGGGCAAAACUUUUAUUUCAUCUUCUCCGGUUCAGUGUUCGUAAACGUUGAAGAAACAAACUCAAAAGGGCAAACAUUCUAUAAAACAGAAGUUGUUCUUAAAAGAGGAGAGUCAUUCGGUGAAUUGGCUCUCUUAAAAGAUAUCCGGCGAACUGCUACGGUAACGUGCCGAGAGAGUUGCGAGAUGUUUGUCGUCGAUAAGGAAGUGUUUGCGCAAGUUUGUCCACGGAUAUUCGAACGUGAAUUGGAUGAAAAGCUUCGAUUUUUAAAGUCUAUAAACAUCUUCCAAAACAAGUUUUGGUCUCCUGACAAACUGAGUAGUUUAGCUUUUGAUGCUCAAAUACAACAGUUCAAAACUAACAAAGUCGUGGUAAAGGACAGCUGGAAGGAUGAAUGGUUUUAUAUCUGUAUGACUGGGCAGUGUAAAGUAAUUAAGUGUCUUAGUGUUCACGACGUUCGAAAUAGACGAAUCAGCGUUAGAGAGGAUCAUGGUUUAAAGGGAAAAUUGAAAAUUUUAAAAACUUCAACUAUAUCUAGCUCUGAGGAUGAUGAUGAUCGGGACGAAUACUUUAGUGAGAAUGAAGAGCACAGAAUGAUUGAUUCUAUUGAAAAGAAAAGACUAUUAGCUGCAAUGGAAGUUCGAUAUAGAGAUUUGGACGAAGAAGAAGAUACAAACAAAAGCUCAUCGAACCUCGUUCUCAGAUUUAGGGAAGAUGAAAUAAAAGAAGAAAGCGAAGAGGAAUUUGAGGAAGAAGAUCGAUCAGGAAUAAUUACAUUGAAUACUUUAAUGAGAGAGAAAAAGAGAAGCAAUCCGGAUAGAAUAUUCGUUUUCAUGCAUAUCGGCAAUUUAGACAGCAAACAAGCUUUUGACAUAAAACCUUUGUUUGAGAAGGACAAAGAUAAAUCUAGCGGUCUAAUACUAGUUAGUAAUGGUUGUAAAAUGUUCAGAAUACGCAAAGAAACGUGGAAAAAGAUGAUGAAUCAUGAGUCAGAACAACUUGUGGAUCAUGUCAAGUCGAUUGCUGAUAAUGAUCCGUAUCCUUCUGAAAGAACAAUUAUAAGUAGUUACCUCCAAAAGUGCCAAUGGGAAAGCUAUAAAAGACAAACAGUCAAAUCAGCUCUGCUAUGUAGUAAUAGAUUUACUGAUAUUUUCAUACGAAAAUCAGCAAACAAAUCUAAUGAAGUCAUAAAUAGAUUAAGACGGCUCAGCGCAAAAUCCAAACCGGAUAUUGAACCAAUGAAAAAGAAAUUAAAUGAAUCCAAGGAAAGAGAUUAUGUAACAAAAUGGUUGGCAGAUAGUGUUCAAUUAAAGCAUAAAGACAAUGAAAUUCGUAUAGAAGAAACUAUAACAAUCGAAGAUCGAAGAAGAAUAUCGAUGAUAGUUCCAAAAGUGGAAAAGUUUACAUAA
Dimorphilus gyrociliatus is the source of this 1744-nucleotide messenger RNA. The record is from the annotation of a GenBank genome assembly. Lineage: Eukaryota; Metazoa; Annelida; Polychaeta; Dinophilidae.